Molecule: messenger RNA, 1332 nt
Organism: Monoraphidium neglectum
Lineage: Eukaryota; Viridiplantae; Chlorophyta; Chlorophyceae; Sphaeropleales; Selenastraceae
Exons: 1
Source: RefSeq, a predicted model, not a curated record
UGGGCGGCGGGGGCGGCGGGCGGAGGUCGGCCGGCGCAGGCGCCGCCUAUCAGCCCCAGUAGAAGCAGCGAGCUGAGGGACCCUCCUCCUCCUCCGCAGCAGCAGCAGCAGCAGCAACAGCAGCAGCGGGGCGCUCCCCCGCCGCCGCGGCCGCUGUCGUCGCUGUCUGCGGCCCGCACGCCUGCCGGGCGCGCCGGCCUGGCGGGCCUCCCGCUCGGCCCGCCGGCGCCACUGCCGCAGCCGCCGGCGCCGCGCCACACCCUGCAUUCGCACCAGCAGCAACAGCAGCAGCGGCAGCAGCACCAGCAGCAGCAGCAGCAGCAGCAGCAGCAGCAGCAGCAGCAGCAGCUACGGGCUCCCGCCCUUGCUGCCGACCCGCUUGCCACAGGCGACGCUAGCAGGCCGCAACAUGCAACGCCAGCUGGCGUUGCCCCGCCCCAAGCCAAGCCCCCAACCUCAGCAGCCGCCCAACCCCCCUUGCCUGUUGCAACCACUGGCGUCGGUGCUGGCAGCGUUUACAGUGGUAGCAGCGCCACCGCUGAUGACCCCUUUGCUCUGCUGGCCGCCGAGCGGGGCUGCGGCGGAGCGCCCCGCGCGUCGUCGGCACCGGGAUCCAGCCUACCCAACAACGGCGGCGUCGGCGGCGGCGGCGGGGGCGGGCACGGCGGUGACAGGGGUAGUAGGGCCGGCAGUGGUGGCAGCACGCUGGCUACGCUGCCUGUUGUUGCGCUCAACUCCCCCUACUGCAGCAGCAGUAGCAGUGAGGGUGGGGUGCGGGCUGGAAUUGGGGGCCUCGGCCUGGCAGACCAAGGGGCAGGCAGCAGCAGCGACGGCGGCGGCGGCGGCGGCGAUGUCGCGGCCGGCGGCGGCAGCACCAGUGGUGGCAGCGACGACGACGGCUUUGCUGCGCUCGCGGCGCUGGCGCAGCCGCGGCUGUCCAUGUCAGCGGGGGGUUGCCUGUCAAGCGGAGUGCGGCGCUCACUGUCGGGCGGCGGCGGCGCGGCGAUCAAGGUGCCGAUCCUGCAGCCGCCGCCUGUCGUUCAGCUGGAGAGAAUGGGCUCGGGCGGCCCUGGCGCCCUGGGGGCGCCGCCACGGCGGCGGAGCAGCAGCAGCUUCUCGGCAUCGGGCGGCCCAGCCGCAGCCGCCGCCGCCGCGGCGCGGCAGGUGGUAUGGGCUGCGGGGCCUGGGGAGGACGACAGCGGCGUGUCGGAUGUGGCGGUGGCGGCGGCGGCGGCUGUCAAAGAGCAGCAGCGGCGACGCCAGCAGCAGCAGCAGCAGCAGCAGCAGCAGCAGCAGCAGCAGCAGCUUUCUGCGGAUCACGACUUGUUAUAA